AUGGGUGUGUUGUUCCAGGCCGGGCCGCUGCUAGAUCGCGUGUAUAACACCUACCUGCUGAUGCACACGCACCAGACCGUGGACUUUGUCCGGAAGAAGGGCGCAGAGUACGGGGCCUGUGCCCAGCACCGAAUGAGCAUCAUGGAGGCCUUGGAUUUACUGGACAACGUGGUGGAUGAAUCGGACCCGGACGUGGACUUUCCCAACUCCUACCACGCGUACCAGACCGCCGAGGGCAUCCGCCGGGCCCACCCGGACAAAGACUGGUUCCAGCUGGUCGGGCUGCUGCAUGACAUGGGCAAAGUCCUGGCCCUGGCCGGGGAGCCUCAGUGGGCCGUGGUGGGCGACACAUUCCCCGUGGGCUGCAGGGUCCAGGAGUCUGUCGUCUUCAGCGACUCCACCUUCCACGACAACCCCGACACAAAAACCCCCCUGUACAACACGCAGUAUGGGAUCUACCAGCCUCACUGCGGCCUGGCCAACGUGCUUAUGUCCUGGGGCCAUGACGAGUACAUGUACCAAGUCAUGAAAUUCAACAAUUUUGCUCUCCCCGAGGAGGCUUUCUACAUGAUCCGCUUCCACUCGUUCUACCCCUGGCACACGGGCGGGGAUUACAUGCACCUGUGCAGCAACGAGGACCUGCGCAUGCUGGCCUGGGUCAAGGAGUUCAACAAGUUUGAUCUCUACACCAAGUGCGAGGAUCUGCCUGACGUGACGCAGCUGAAGCCGUAUUACCAGUCCCUGAUUGACAAGUACUGCCCAGGCCAGCUGUGCUGGUGACCAGCCGAGCAAGUACCUGCCUGCCCCUGAGGCAGCAUCCCCACCAGUCCCCUACCCUCACCCGGCUGGAUGAGCUCAAUCCCCAAGCACAACAGGAGCCAGCCUCCAGGCCCCGGGGAACAGCCACCCUCAGUCCUGGCUCUGCAUUCCCCCACCAAUCAGCGUGCAAGGAGGUCCCCUAGAGCCAUUGCAGCUGGGCUGGGCUGCUAGAGGAGCCAGGAUCCCCAGGCCGGGGAAGGCACAUGCAGGUGGAAGCGGCGAGAUGAGACGGUUCUGCUCCUUGCCACAUUUCUCAUUCUAUUCCCCACUCCCACUCGCUGAGGUCCGGGUACUGCAGAAUGCCACAUAGGCAAAGACCAAGCUGCAGCCACCACCUCCCGUCUUGGGGCCAGCCAAGCUGUCCCACCCCUCGCGAAGAGAGACUGCUCCCUCCCCAAAGCACCUUUCUGGUUUGCUCCUUACUCUGCCCCUGCACAAGCCCACGCUGGCACCAGCAAGCAGCUGAAAGCGCCCGGCUCAGCUCAGAGCUUCUAGCACUCUGCAGCCAGGGCUGGGUACGGAAGACCGUGUGUAAUCUCCUAUUCAACAGGAGCGCCGCUGUGCUGGGGGUCGUUCUCAGAACUCAAUAAAUGGGUUGUUAGUGUACACGGUGCUGGAUCUGUUACAUGCAUGCUGCAGAGCCCCGCAGAACUAGCCUCACAGCAAGGGGGAUGGGGGUACUGAGCUGAUGCUGGGCCUCAGCCUCUCCCCACACACCAUGUUGGGGCCACCUCUAACUCAUCUCCCCUGGCCUAGCUCUCCUGCUCCUCCUAGGGGGGCUGCCACCACCACCUCAGCAUCUCUGCAACCAACCGCCUGCCCCUGCCCUUCCUCCUUCGCUACCAACACGCACCCUGCCCUGGCCCCCAAGGCUCCAGCGCAAACUCAGAGCACCAGGCUGACCUGCUCCGAGCUGGAUAACAGACUGCAGCAGACCCCAGCCUCCUUAUGCCAGCUUUCUGCUGCCCCAGUAAUGAGUGGCACCUCUUCCUGCUGAGCCUUUGCCUGCACUUGACUCCUCUCCCCCCACGCCCCUGCUUCUGACUCUGGGGAGCAGCGCCCUCUUGCCUUUACCAUCUACUCCAGCCCCAGCCCACCCCAGACUCUCUGGGCUCAGCCCAAGGCCCUCCUGCAGCUCACCUCAGUGCCUGCUCUCUGGGCCUGCACACGCAGCAUCUCCUCCUGCCCCAAGGCUCCUUUGUUCUCCCCCAGGGCUGUGCACGUGGCUUUCUAAGCAGGCAGUGAAGGGUCCAUGGCCCCACGGCACAAGCUGGGCCACUUGAAGCCAUGCAAGAGGCUAGAGCUGCAGCGAAAGACAGCUGGCACUGCCCCGGCACGCUCAGCAGCCUGCAGGAGGUAGUACAGUAGGACGGAGGCCUGACAGAACAAUAGAAACAGGUCCCAAGGCCAAAGAACAUGGAGGCUCUGCGCUGAGACCAUGGGCUAGAAGAGCAGGGUGGUUUUUAUAGCACAGCUGCUGUAGCAGCUGCCCCCCAGAGGGGGUAAAACAGGAGCUGGCUCCAGCACCUCACAUGGUUACACUAGGGCUGAGGCAGCUCUCUGGCUAGGAUGGGGACACUGGUGUCAUGGAGACAGCUAGGGCAGAAAUCCUGGUCCCAUGGCUGUGCGGCCAGCACAGCUACAGGGGGCAGUGCACACAGCGGCUAGUCCAGAUCCACCUGAGCCAGGCAGCCCCCUCUGCAGUUUCCGCAGCUACAUUUCCAGGGCCCCGCUGCCCAAGGAUCCUGGCCUCAGCAUUCAGAGGGGGAGGGAAUGUACGCACCUCCCCCCACCCCGGGGAUUAGUAUUACAACCUGGGGCAGC
This is a messenger RNA of Terrapene triunguis (Three-toed box turtle), 2643 nucleotides long. It is a transcript of the gene MIOX, whose product is annotated as myo-inositol oxygenase. Gene Ontology annotation, biological process: inositol catabolic process. The transcript is spliced from 8 exons. The coding region runs from base 1 to 780 and encodes 259 amino acids. The record is from RefSeq and is a predicted model, not a curated record. Gene Ontology annotation, molecular function: iron ion binding; inositol oxygenase activity. Gene Ontology annotation, cellular component: cytoplasm. NCBI's taxonomy places the organism in Eukaryota, Metazoa, Chordata, Testudines, Emydidae.